Messenger RNA from Lolium perenne, 635 nucleotides. RefSeq names its product auxin-responsive protein SAUR36-like. The record is from RefSeq and is a predicted model, not a curated record. Gene Ontology annotation, biological process: response to auxin. Lineage: Eukaryota; Viridiplantae; Streptophyta; Magnoliopsida; Poales; Poaceae.
AGCCAACCACUACAAUACCUAGCUGAGUACUACCACCUGAGGCAAGAGUUUUUCUGAACUUUGAGCCAACAAAGAAAGAGAAGCAACCAUGGUCAGCGCCAAGAGGCUUGCUCAACUAGCAAAGAAGUGGCAGAGGAUGGCGGCCAUGGGGAGGAAGAGGAUCACCCAGACUAUGAUGGAAAAAAGAGCUGCCGAGGAGUGCCACACGACGACCUCAGUGUCAGCAAAGGAACACUGCGCAUUGUACACUGCAGAUGGGGUCCGGUUCGAGGUGCCACUGGCAUACCUCGGCACGGUGGUCUUCGGAGAGCUCCUGAGCAUGUCUCAGGAGGAGUUUGGCUUCACAGGUGGCUAUGACGGCCAUAUCACGCUGCCCUGUGAUGCCAAGGUCAUGGAAUACGCCAUGUGCUUGCUCAGGAGAGAUGCCUCUGCUGAAGUCGUGAUGGCGUUCCUGAGCUCCAUUGCAAGGCCAUGCCGCUUUGACGGCGGUGUAGGGCUUAGCCAGCAUGUAGCUGUUUGUUAGCUUAUGAAGAAUGACAAGCUAGAAUCCUUUGUUCCAGGCACCAUUUUUGUUCGAUGCAAGAUGUAAAUAUGAAGUUAGCAAUAUUGAAAUGGAACAAUGAUUCAUGAUGAAA